CCGAGCUCCAACGCCCGCGCCAGCCUCGGGACUCUCCGCUUCGUAUUGGACUACCAAUUUCCAAUCGGAAGGGUUUUUGAACCUCAGUCUUCAAGCGGCGCUGCCCAUUGGCGGAUAGGAUGAGGGCGGGGCCUGGGGUCGUUGCCGGUGCCGCCCGGGUGUAAGGCCCCCACCACCUUCAGAAUGACGCUGGACGUGGGGCCGGAGGAUGACCUGCCCGACUGGGUCGCGGCCAAGGAGUUUUACCAGAAGUACGACCCUAAGGACGUCAUUGGCAGAGGAGUGAGCUCCGUGGUACGCCGUUGUGUUCAUCGAGCUACUGGCCAGGAGUUUGCGGUGAAGAUCAUGGAGGUGACAGCUGAGCGACUGAGUCCUGAACAGCUAGAGGAGGUGCGAGAAGCCACGCGGCGAGAGACGCACAUCCUUCGCCAGGUCGCCGGCCACCCCCACAUCAUCACUCUCAUCGAUUCCUACGAGUCUUCUAGCUUCAUGUUCCUGGUGUUUGACCUGAUGCGGAAGGGAGAGCUGUUUGACUAUCUCACAGAGAAGGUGGCCCUCUCAGAAAAGGAAACCAGGUCCAUCAUGAGGUCUCUGCUGGAAGCAGUGAGCUUUCUCCAUGCGAACAACAUUGUACACCGAGACCUGAAGCCCGAGAAUAUUCUCCUAGAUGACAAUAUGCAGAUCCGACUUUCAGAUUUUGGGUUCUCCUGCCACUUGGAACCUGGCGAGAAGCUUCGAGAGUUGUGUGGGACCCCAGGGUACCUAGCACCAGAGAUCCUUAAAUGCUCCAUGGAUGAAACCCACCCCGGCUACGGCAAGGAGGUCGACCUCUGGGCCUGUGGGGUGAUUUUGUUUACACUCCUGGCUGGCUCACCACCAUUCUGGCACCGACGCCAGAUCCUGAUGUUACGCAUGAUCAUGGAGGGCCAAUACCAGUUUAGUUCGCCCGAGUGGGAUGACCGUUCCAACACCGUCAAAGACCUGAUCUCAAAGCUGCUCCAGGUGGAUCCUGAGGAGCGCCUGACAGCUGAGCAAGCCCUCCAGCACCCCUUCUUUGAGCGCUGUGAAGGCAGCCAACCCUGGAACCUCACCCCUCGCCAGCGGUUCCGGGUGGCAGUGUGGACCGUGCUUGCUGCUGGACGAGUGGCCUUAAGCACCCAGCGUGUCCGGCCACUGACCAAGAGCGCACUGCUGAGGGACCCUUACGCACUGCGGCCAGUGCGGCGCCUCAUUGACAGCUGUGCCUUCCGGCUCUACGGGCACUGGGUGAAGAAAGGUGAGCAACAGAACCGAGCCGCCCUCUUCCAGCACCAGCCCCCUGGGCCUUUUCCCAUCCUGGGCCCUGAAGAGGAGGGGGACUCAGCUGCUAUCACUGAGGAGGAUGCCAUGCUGGCACUGGGCUAGCACUUCGGCCCCGGGGAACCCCAGAGUGCAAGACUCUCCAGGAGGAGGGUUUUUAUCAUUCCAGCCCUUCUGGGCUUUGGCCUCAGGCCCCCCCUGCCUGGCCAGGCCCACCACUGCUCAUACCACCAUAAAGACCAGCCAUGUACACCUGUCCCCACCAGCCAGGACUUUGGGAUCAGAGCUGAGGGGGAAGGCAGUCGCGCGCAACAGCAUGCCUGGCCUUGUCAAUGCUGCCUCUGCUGCAUUUGCAAUAAAAUCUGCACGCCGGAGGGAGACAGUGCCU
This is a messenger RNA of Zalophus californianus (California sea lion), 1687 nucleotides long. RefSeq names its product phosphorylase kinase catalytic subunit gamma 2 (gene PHKG2). The transcript is spliced from 10 exons. The coding region runs from base 184 to 1404 and encodes 406 amino acids. Gene Ontology annotation, biological process: glycogen biosynthetic process; protein phosphorylation. The record is from RefSeq and is a predicted model, not a curated record. Gene Ontology annotation, cellular component: phosphorylase kinase complex. Gene Ontology annotation, molecular function: calmodulin binding; phosphorylase kinase activity; ATP binding. Lineage: Eukaryota; Metazoa; Chordata; Mammalia; Carnivora; Otariidae.